CUUAAAACACAGAGAAAGGAACACAGAAAUGCUGACCUAACUACAUACCUCCAAAAGCAUCACUUGUUUAUAGACCAUCCGAACAUCUAAGGGAGAAAUGUCCCAAAUCCUGAGUCUGUUUACACCACCGCUGCUGUUUGGUGUUUUUUGGCCAAGUAUCCUUCAGAUCACUUCAGCUGAUCACGUAUCUGUCCAUCCUGGAGAGAACAUCACCCUGCACUGUAACAUAUCUAUUACAACUAACUAUACUCAGAUACUGUGGUAUCAACUGGGAUCUGAGGAGGUGAAGCUGCUGAUAUCUGCUGAACAGGGGAGGCUGAAUAAAAAGUUUCUUCCUACUUAUAAUGUGAACGAGAGUCAAUUUGAUAUAACAGAAAGAUGCAGUUUAGUGAUUAUUGACGUUAGACAGACAAACCUGGGAUUUUAUUACUGUGAAGGUCGAAAGGAUAAGACACACAUUCAGUUUGAGAAACCCAUCAGACUGAGUUUUACAGAAGACCAUGACACCUCGUCUAAGCAUCCAGAUACUGAGCUGUGUACAGGAUCAGAGAUGUGGAUUACACGGAUUGUGUGUCUGAUCUCUGUCCUAAUAAACCUCAUCUGUAUGUGUGUGAUCUGCUACAGGUUCAAAGGAAGGUCAUCAUCAUCAUCAUCAUCAUCAUCAUCAUCAUACUGUUGCAGUAACAUAAAAGGUUCCACUGAAAAGAUGGAUAAGCAGGAAGAAAAUGUUCAUUAUGCCAGCAUCCAACACAAAAGAAAGCACAGAGCAGCUUCUAAGAAAAAGACAUCAUCAGAUUUGGACUGUGUGACGUACGCAACAGUUAACUUACAGGCUAGGAGACACUGACCAGCA
Molecule: messenger RNA, 853 nt
Organism: Tachysurus fulvidraco (yellow catfish)
Lineage: Eukaryota; Metazoa; Chordata; Actinopteri; Siluriformes; Bagridae
Exons: 5
Coding region: 98-847 (249 amino acids)
Biological process (GO): response to bacterium
Source: RefSeq, a predicted model, not a curated record